This is a messenger RNA of Tripterygium wilfordii, 898 nucleotides long. RefSeq names its product CASP-like protein 4B1. Bases 104 to 694 code for a protein of 196 amino acids. NCBI's taxonomy places the organism in Eukaryota, Viridiplantae, Streptophyta, Magnoliopsida, Celastrales, Celastraceae. The transcript has 3 exons. The record is from RefSeq and is a predicted model, not a curated record.
ACAUGGCUGAGUUGUCAAUCCCAAAUAAAAGAAAACAAAAUUAGAGGAAAGCGUCAUUUCUUGGCAUUGUUGUGUUGGCGUCUCGAAUCCUACGGAAAUUAUUAUGUCCGAACAUGAUGGCAACCACGUAACUCCGCCACCUAUGGCAACGCCGGAGGCGGGGGCGUCUGACAUGGAGGGCCAGACCCCGGGGACGGGGUUCGGAGCAUCUGCAAUCACGAGGCGGUGGAGGAGAGAAGACUUGCUGAAGAGAGGAGGUUUGGGUCUGAGAGCAAUUGCUUUGUUGUUCUCUUUGCUGGCCUUCAUUAUUAUGGCAAGUAACAAGCAUGGAGAUUGGAUGGAUUUUGACAAAUACGAAGAGUACCGGUACUUGUUAGCGAUUGCGAUUUUGUCUACUCUGUACACGGGAGUACAAACGCUGCGGCAUGUGCACGAGCUUUCCACCGGUAAAAGUAUGCUCCAGCAGCGGACGUCUGCGUUGGUUGAUUUUGUUGGAGAUCAGAUCAUAGCAUACUUGUUGAUAUCUGCAUCGUCGACUGCAAUUCCCUUGACAAAUCGCAUGAGAAGAGGAGCAGACAACAUAUUCACAGAUUCCUCGUCAGCGGCCAUAGGUAUGGCUUUUCUUGGGUUCUUCUCGUUGGCUUUGGCGGCUCUCAUUUCUGGACAUAAGUUAUCUACACAACCCUAUCUCUAAUAAGUUAUAAAAAGUGAACAUGUUGUCUAUAUACAACUUUACAUAUUUUUUUUCUCUCUCUUUCUAACUCUUAUGAUUCUUUUACAUAUUUGUAAUAUAGUUGACACACUUUAAGUAAAAUCAUAUGUUUUUUUUUUGUGUGUAAAGUCACAUUGACCUAUUCAAAAUUUUCUCCAUCUUGCUCUUAGAUGACGAAUUAUGACU